Messenger RNA from Pieris napi, 1198 nucleotides. RefSeq names its product 6-phosphogluconolactonase (gene 6pgl). The transcript is spliced from 4 exons. Bases 144 to 845 code for a protein of 233 amino acids. Lineage: Eukaryota; Metazoa; Arthropoda; Insecta; Lepidoptera; Pieridae. The record is from RefSeq and is a predicted model, not a curated record. Gene Ontology annotation, molecular function: 6-phosphogluconolactonase activity. Gene Ontology annotation, biological process: pentose-phosphate shunt; carbohydrate metabolic process.
UCAUCACUGGACACUGACAAUAUUUUGCUGUGUUAAUACUUAAAUUGAUUGAAAAUAACCUUUAAUUUGAAAUAACCUUCAAAGAAAUAAUAAUUUGAGUUUUGUAGAAAUCGUUUGGAUAAAUAAUCCUGUAAUUUUUAAAUAUGACUACAAUAACUGUAGCAAAUGAACAAGAUAUAAUCAAGAAGUUAUCUUCUUACAUAGAAAAAAUUUCUAACGAUGCUAUUCACAAUCGCGGAAAAUUUUAUAUCGGUUUAUCAGGUGGCUCCGUGGUUAAGUAUUUAAGCGAAGGACUACCAAAAGUUAAUACAGACUGGUCUAAAUGGGUGCUAGCAUUCUGUGAUGAAAGAAUUGUGCCAGAAGAUAGUGAGGAUUCUACAUUUGGAGUAUAUAGCAGACAACUAAUACCAAAGACAUCGCUGGAUAAAAAACAAUUUAUUACUAUUAAACAAGGAGUUAGUGCUAAUGAAGCCGCAAGGGAUUAUACUGAAAAGUUAACAGAUGCAUUUGGAGGUGAUGAAUUUAUAUUUGAUCUCCUACUACUUGGCAUGGGCCCAGAUGGUCACACAUGUUCAUUAUUCCCUAACCAUCCUUUAUUGGAAGAAAUAAAUCUGAAAGUUGCUGCAAUAACUGAUUCUCCAAAACCUCCUCCUGAAAGGAUUACUCUGACUUACCCUAUCAUAAACAAUGCUAGAAAUUGCAUAUUUGCUGCCAGUGGAGCUGGAAAAGCGGAAAUGAUCAAGAAAAUUCUUAAAGAUAAAGAUGACUUACCUGCUGCAAGAGUAAAACCAAUCCAUGGUUCUGUAUAUUGGAUAGUUGAUGCCGCAGCCGCAAAAUAUUUAUAACUAUGAAAGAAAAAUUUUUUAACUGUGGAAUUCCGAUCUUUAAAUUUUAAAUAAGGCAAAAAAAAUAUAUAGAAUAUAGACCUAUAACCUAAUAGGACGUGAAUUAUGGGAAGUUUUUGUUAACUGAAGUGACUAAAUUGCAUUUAUUUAGUAAACUGAAUAGGGACAUUUUGCAUUGAAUCUAUAAAUAACAUGGAUUAUCAUAAUUUUUUACAUUACUUUAUUAUAAAUCUAAAUAUGUGAUAAUUGUGAUGUAUCGGGCCAAGUAUAACUACGGAAAUGAUUUAAGCACAAUAGUGUUAAGGGAUAUAUUUUUUUAUUGUACUUUACUGUUAUUAAAUUUGUUGCAUUAA